UCCCAAUUUCAAAGCUCUUUCUCUGAGUUAACAAAGAAGAGAAAGAAUGGAGUUGGAACAACAAGGUUUGAGGUUGUCUCUGGUUCUUGGUAACGCUUCAGUGCUGAAGUGCACCGCUUUGGCUUUAACGGCUACUGUGGUCUCCUCUUUGCUAGAGCUCUUCGCUCAGGUCGCAGUCUUGAAGGGUGAUGUUUUAGAGAAUGGAUACGAGGUGGUUGAUGCAGUGGAAGGGAAUGGAAACAACAAUGAUGAUGCUGGUGAUGAUGAUGAUGGAGAAGAUGAAGAAUGCGGUGCAGAUGAUGCAGAAGGAAAGGAGACAAAGAAAGGACCUGUAAGUGAUCCUGAUUUGAAUGGUGAAGCUGGAGAUGAUGAUGAUGAUGAACCUGAAGGGGAUGACGGUAAUGAUGACGAUGAUGAUGAUGAUGAGAACCAUGAGAACGACGACGAUGAUGAUGAUGAUGAUGAUGAUGAAGAUGAGAAUGAAGAUGGUGGUGAAGAAGACGACGAUGAGGAGGCAGAGGUAGAGGAGGAGGAAGAGGAAGAAGAUGACGNUGAGGGUGUGUAUAAUAAUAAUAGCUAUAUUAGUUGA
Camelina sativa (false flax) is the source of this 589-nucleotide messenger RNA. The record is from RefSeq and is a predicted model, not a curated record. NCBI's taxonomy places the organism in Eukaryota, Viridiplantae, Streptophyta, Magnoliopsida, Brassicales, Brassicaceae.